AUGGACAUGGCAGCAUCGUACUUUUAGAGAGAGAGAGAGAGAGAGAGAAAGAGGGAGGGAGGGAGAGAGAGAGAGAAGCGGAUUACGGGUACGCUUUAGGGGGAGUGCGGUUGUGCUGCGAUCGGCGGUAACGAUUUCCGCAAUUCCUGAUCGCGGCCGAUUUCGUCGGUUUUGUGAAGAUUUCGUCCGGUGCGUGUUCGUAGCCCGGGUUUCGGUGGGGUUUUCGGUUUUGUUUUGUUUUGUUUGGUUUGGUUUGGUUUGGUUUCUUCGCUUGCUCUUGCGGAUCACUGGGACGCUCGAGUUCGCUCGCUCGCGACUGUGAAUAUGGAGUCUACUCUCGUGAUCAAGGUUAAAUACGGAAGUACUCUGAGGCGCUUCAAUGCACGCGUGGAUGAAAAUGAAAACCUGGAUCUCGACAUGGUUGGCCUGAAGGCCAAGAUCCUCAGUCUGUUCAGUUUCCCUUCUGAUGCUGAUCUGACCCUGACCUAUGUCGACGAGGAUGGUGAUGUAGUGACUCUCGUCGAUGAUAAUGAUCUGCGUGAUGUAAUGAGGCAACAUCUGAAAUUUCUUAGAAUUAAUGUAUCUGUGAAUGGUGAGAAAAGUGGCAGAUCGUAUGCUAGGUCGAGUGGAAGUUCUACCCCACUAAGAUCCCCUCGGGGCCAGCAACCAUUGCCUGAUGUCAGUGCCAUUGUUUCUGAAGCUCUAAAAACUGUGCCAGAACCAAUUCGUGAAGCAAUUUCAAAACUAUCGCUGGACCUGGCUUCUAAAGCUUCCUCCUCUAGUCCAACAAUUUCGGACUUGAUCGACAGUUUUACGAAGUUGGGUCAAUCUUACCUGAAUACAGGUUUUCAGCCUCAGGUUGGUGGGAACGUGGGUGGUGUUAAUGGUGCCUCUGCAAGUAAUGGGGCCACAUCCAUGGCAGCUGAUACUGAUGCUGCGAAGGAUGAAAGCAUGCACGAUGUGAUGCCAAACUCUAAUUUUGGACACUCAUCAUCUAAGGAAUGCAAGGUUAUGGAUGAUGGAGGUGUUAGCGAAGGUGGGGUUGUGUCUGCUGCUCCAGUCCAUGUACCUGUUGAUCUUAAUGCCGACCUCCCUGGGGAGUCAAACAUUUCAGGUGGAGAGACAAAGGUGGAAGGCCAUAAAAUUUCAGAUGGAAAGGCACUGGUUGAGGUCCUGAAGGAAUUCGAGAAGAAACUGAAUGAUCAAAUCAGUGAUCAGAUUAGCUGCCAAUCCAGUGGGAAAACAAAGGUGGCAUUGGAGAAAACUUCAGGUGGGAAGGGGCAUGUGAAAUUCUUGAAGGCAAUGAAUAAAAAAUUAAAUGACCAUAUCAAAGAUCAAGUUAGCCGCCAGUCCGCUGCCUUUGAAGCAUCCACAAGCACGGUAGACAAUCCAGGAUAUCCUAAUCCUCAUCCUUUGUGCAUCCCCGGGUAUACAGUCAGCACCUUUCAACCAUUGCACCCUUUUGUAAAUAGCACGCCUGUCACACAGGGUCUAAAUACAAAGGUGGAAGUCCAGAACGUCUCGGUUGGGAAGACACAGGCUGAAGUCCAGAUGGAACUUCAGAAAAAUGCCAAUGGUUCCAUUCGCAGUGUCGACCCUGGAGCAUCCCCAACUGUGGCCAACACCACAGGAAUGCCAAAGCCCGCUGUUGUUGAACCAUUUAGUGGAUUGUCUCUUGCUGAGGACUGGUCUUCUGGGCAUGGUGCUUCCCGACGUCCGCAUCCAUUUAAGAGAAGCUCCAACUACGCUGAUUCCAUGGGCGGGAUAUUCCACAAGGGUAUUCGCUGUGAUGGCUGUGGUGUUCAUCCAAUUACUGGACCUCGGUUCAAAUCAAAAGUGAAGGAAGAUUAUGACCUUUGCAGCAUCUGCUUCUCUGGAAUGGGUAAUGUGGCUGACUAUAUCCGGAUAGACCGGCCAGUCUUGUAUGGAGCCUAUAGACUGCCAAGGCCCUUCAAAGCAUUUUAUGAUCUUCAUCCUUGGGAUGCAGCUCCUUCACCAAUCCCCCAUCCACUAAGAGGUUGCGGAGGGAAGUCUGGUAAGCCUAAGCUGGACAGUCGGUUCGUCUCGGAUGUCACUGUGAUGGAUGGCACUUUGAUGGCACCAUCGACCCCCUUCACUAAGAUAUGGCGUAUGCGCAAUACUGGAAAUUUUGAUUGGCCUCGGGGAACACAAUUGGUCUGGAUUGGAGGAGACAAAUUCAAUGACACUAAUUCAGUGGAAAUCGAGGUUCCUGCUCAAGGUGUGCCAGUAGAUGGGGAGCUGGACAUUGCUAUUGAUUUUACAGCUCCAGUUUCAGCUGGUCGGUACAUUUCCUACUGGAGGAUGGCAUCUUCUUCAGGACAUAAGUUUGGCCAGCGUGUUUGGGUUUUGAUUCAGGUUGAUGAUUCCCUGAAGGAUGCAUUGUGUGAUAGCCUCAAGGGCUUGAACCUGAAUCUGCCUGCGGAAAGUGAUGAGUCUAAACGCUCUGAAAUCUUAGACAUGAAUGUUCCGCCUGCUGUAGUUUCUGACUUCUUUGGAAACGACAACUCCAACACAGUCACUGAACCAGUUCAGCCGAUGGUUGAGCAGCACAACGAGGAGCAGGAGCUCAAUUUUCCCAUAAAUGACAAUUUGCUGGUUGGCCAAAGGGUAGCAGCCUCUGCUCCUCCCGAGGACUCUGGACCCAUUUCGUAUCCUGUAGUGGAAGUCGAGCCACCUGAAGCAAUUCCUGCUGCAACUGCUGCAGUUGUGCCUGCUCCUGUCAUUGCUUCUUCUUCUGCACCAUCCCUAGCCGUUGGCAGCGACACAGAGGCUGUGGAAAAGUCGCUUCUGAAGGAGCUGGAGGAGAUGGGCUUCAAGCAGGUGGACUUGAACAAGGAGAUACUGAGGAUGAACGCUUACAACUUGGAGCAAUCAGUGGAUGAUCUGUGCGAUGUUGCUGAAUGGGAUCCUAUACUCGGAGAGUUGCAGGAGAUGGGUUUCUGUGACAAGGAGAUGAACAAGAAGCUGCUGAAGAAGAACAAUGGGAGCAUCAAGCGCGUAGUCAUGGAUCUUCUUACUGGGGAGAAGGCUUGAUAAGAGUCAAUGAUCUGAGCUGGUUAUGUCAUCAUUCCCAUAAUGUUAUUAAAUAAAUAAAGGUUAUGAUGGACCUAUGAUGUUUGCUUCUGGGAUGUUGUUUAGUUCUAAGUCCUUAGUAAGUUGGAAGCUGGAGCUGAACCAUAUGGUAUGAUGAGAAUGUAUGAACCAUGAACCAGUUUCGUUGUCUAUAUUAUGUAUG
This is a messenger RNA of Rhodamnia argentea, 3256 nucleotides long. RefSeq names its product protein NBR1 homolog. NCBI's taxonomy places the organism in Eukaryota, Viridiplantae, Streptophyta, Magnoliopsida, Myrtales, Myrtaceae. Bases 325 to 3054 code for a protein of 909 amino acids. The transcript has 7 exons. The record is from RefSeq and is a predicted model, not a curated record. Gene Ontology annotation, molecular function: protein binding; zinc ion binding.